UUCUCCCCUCACAAUCACUGCACACUCCAGAGCAGGCGUUCCGAAAAUGCACACUCGGGCUGAACACUGACGAACCCGCGUGCCUUUGCAAACAUUCGUUUGGGAACAGGUGCAUCUUGUAUGAACCCCCCGCGCGCCGAAGAGUUCGGGUCCACAUUCCCCACUCUGGAAAUACAUCCCCAUCGUCACCUUCUCUUGUGUGAACCAUGGAAUGCUGAGGUUGUCCAUCGCGCGUCCGGAGAAUUGGAUCUCGACCCUCGUGGAAUAGCCCGAACCCAACGUCCUCCCCUCCUCGCACGGAGCAGAAUGCGCUCUGGUUUCUGAUUGUUACAUUUUUAAUUCAGAGAUGAUACCAUCGCAGCAGAAUCAUGUUGUCACCACUAUUGAGACCAUGCCUCCCGAAAGCAUCACGACAACGCCGACUCUGGUUCAAAGGAUAAGAAAAGUGAUUAGCAGGGAACUUGUAGUGACUCUGGCUCUAGGCCAGGUCCUGUCUCUACUGGUCUGUGGCAUUGGGCUGACCAGCAAGUAUCUGGCUGAAGACUACCAGGCCAACACUGCCGUGUUCCAGAGCUUUCUGAACUACAUCCUGCUGUUCCUGGUCUACACCACCACACUCGCCGUCAGGCAAGGUGAGGAGAAUCUGCUGGCAAUACUGAAGAGGCGGUGGUGGAAAUACAUGAUACUGGGAUUGAUAGACAUUGAGGCUAACUACCUGGUUAUCAAAGCCUACCAGUACACUACCCUAACCAGUGUACAGCUCUUAGACUGUUUUACCAUCCCCGUGGUGCUGCUUCUGUCCUGGUUCUUUCUGCUGGUGAGGUACAAGGCCGUACAUUUCGUGGGCGUCGGAGUGUGUCUGUUAGGCAUCGGCUGCAUGGUUGGGGCCGACGUCCUGGUGGGAAGACAGCAGGGCCUUGGGGACAAUAAGCUGUUGGGGGACCUGCUGGUGCUUGGUGGAGCCACACUCUAUGGCAUUUCUAACGUGUGCGAGGAGUUCAUCGUGAAGAACCUGAGCAGGGUGGAGUUCCUGGGCAUGAUGGGGCUGUUCGGCUCUUUCUUCAGCGGCAUUCAGCUGGCCAUCAUGGAGCACAAGGAGUUGCUAAAGGUGCACUGGGACUGGCAAAUAGGGCUGCUCUAUAUUGGCUUCAGUGCCUGCAUGUUUGGCCUGUACAGCUUCAUGCCUGUGGUCAUCAAAAGGACCAGCGCGGCGUCGGUCAACCUCUCCCUGCUAACCGCUGAUCUUUACAGCCUCUUCUGUGGCCUCUUUCUGUUCCAGUACAAGUUUUCAGGGCUCUACCUCCUGUCCUUCGUUAUCCUUGUGCUAGGUCUGGUUCUCUACACGUCCUCCUCUACCUAUGUGGCCCAGGACCCACGCGUCUACAAGCAGUUCCGCAAUGCUGGCCAGCCCGUCACAGACACACCCACUCUGGGACCCCUGGAACCAUCGGUGACCUAUACCAGCCUGAGGCAGGACAUAGAGGAGGAGCCUCACAUCAGGGUGGCCUGAGGGGGUGGAGUCUAAUCAUCCACUAGCCCCCCCCCCUGUGAUUCUGUACAGAGAGAAUGAUCACUGAAUGAUAAAGAUAUAAUCGAGAAAAAAAGUAGCAAACAAGCAAAAGUACACUGUGAUCACAAACUGUGGAUAGAUAGCAGUGACUUUCUGAUUUUCAAGAUUUGUUUUGUGUAUUGAAAUAUACUGUUAUCACAUAUCACUUUCCCUUGUACUGUACAUCUGACAUGUUUAGAAGGUUUUGUGCUAAAGACUUAAGUCUUUUUUUACAUGAGCACAAAGCUUUAUUGGAUUUUAAGGUUUGAAUUCGAGCCGUGGGUCUAGCUCUGUCAUUUGUUCUGUUUUAUUAUUUUUAUUAUUCCUCGGUCAAUUGUCUUUUUGUAAAACUCCCUUGCUAAAAUAUUAGAUCCAGAAAUGACAUAAAGUUAUACACAGACUUAACAUGAGUCAGUGCCUUACUAUGUAUUACUGUUGUUAGAGUUCCACAUAAGAAAUGGCCCCUUCCUAGGAAGAACAGCUUUGUUGGAGGAUAUUGAAUAGUAAUGCGGCCCCUCACAUCAAUACAAGCUGUACUUCGAACACUGUGGAUUGCUUCUCUACUUACCCACACUUUUCAUGUUAUAACGCUUAUUGCCUUUUUACCUAAAUUAGUAUAAAGACAAAUAUAUCAGGAUUCCUAAUGGAGUGGUGACUAUUGUACAUUUGGUUCAUUGUUCAUACACACAGUGAACUCUAGUUGAUAGAAAAAGAAUAACUGAUUGUAAAAAAAAAAUGAUGAUUACAAUGCACUUAUCAUUCCAGGAUUGUGAUGUUCUGUUUAGUUUUUUUCAGCUUUUGGACUAUAUUUUAAGUGUGUUGCUUUUUAUUCUCUGCUGGAUCUUAUCCAAAGCACAUUAAUGAAAUGAUCUGGAACAGAUUUCCUUCAAAAUAUUAUCCUCUGCAUUUUGUAUUCUAUUUGAUUUUGGUGUAUUGGAGUUCUUGCUGUCAGAAAUAUGUUGUCUAAAAUAAAGUAUCUUUGUCUGAAAAGCUGAGAAUUGGGUUCGAAGAAAAAUAACAUCACUCAAAAUAUGUUACCAAAAACAGAGAAAGGGGCAUUUCACGGCAACUUGGGGUUUGGUAAAAAAAAUUAUAAUGCAAAUAGACAACGCCACAUCAGCACAUUUUGCAUCUGAAUGUGGUUGAGAGAAUUGUUGAGCAAACCCAUUUAUUAUCACUCCGAUAACUUCCUCCACAGUAACUUACAAAGGCCUGUGCAAGUCAUGCUGAAACAUUUAACUGUUCAUUUAGUAUUUCAUUUUCAUUAUAUUCUGGAAUAUGUAGAACAUUGCACUAGCCUACCAUUCAUUCUGCCAGACUGAGCAAAUGUACUCUGGUCAUAAGUACUCCAGGUUGCAAUAUAUGUCCAAUCUAUAAUAUGGUAACUAUAAAAUGGUAAACUUAAAAUUGUCCAAAGUUGAAAGAGAAGGUUGCUGUCUUGUGUUAGACCUAUAAUGUGUUGUCAAUAUUCUGAUGAUUGUGUUGGUUCAUACUACCUAGGCUGUAAUUCUUACCUUGUUGAAUAAAGACCAAGACUGAUA
Molecule: messenger RNA, 3090 nt
Organism: Esox lucius (northern pike)
Lineage: Eukaryota; Metazoa; Chordata; Actinopteri; Esociformes; Esocidae
Gene: slc35f1
Product: solute carrier family 35 member F1
Exons: 8
Coding region: 347-1510 (387 amino acids)
Biological process (GO): transmembrane transport
Cellular component (GO): membrane
Molecular function (GO): transmembrane transporter activity
Source: RefSeq, a predicted model, not a curated record